Molecule: messenger RNA, 3188 nt
Organism: Salvelinus sp. IW2-2015
Lineage: Eukaryota; Metazoa; Chordata; Actinopteri; Salmoniformes; Salmonidae
Product: linkage group 4q.1:29 C11orf16 homolog
Source: RefSeq, a predicted model, not a curated record
UUUUGGCCGACAUUCUCCAAAUACAGUUUUCUGUUACUAAAACUCCAAUAUGUUAUGAACAGAGUGGACUACGUUUUGUAGACCUUAGCKUUUACAAAAUUAAAAAAGAAAUUGCGCUGUUUAGGAGUGCAAGGGCAAAUUUAGUUAUUGUACAUCCGCACUUCCCAGAGUAGGCGUUCCCUAACGGAAAUAUGCGGUUAUUUGCUAGCACGCGCCAAUAGUCUAUCACUAGCGCGUGCUUGUUAUUUCCCUCCUCUUUGCUUGUUCUACCCACGAUGACUCAUUUGUUCCCAUUGGAAACGACAAGCUGUGGUCUCUUGGUUUAGUUAUAAAAAUCUUUGUUACAAGUUAACCGAGUUAUUUUAGCUACGGCGGAAAAUGGCUGCGCGGCACAGCAACUGAAAUGAAUCGGCUAUUUUAAAACAUUACAAACUAGAAAYGUGUAUUUUCACAAAAAAUCAUUCACUAGCUAGCUAUGUUUACAAAAAUGGUUUUACUGUUCCUCCUAUCACGCGUAAUGUGCAGUGCUUCCCGCAACCGUUGAUGAGAUGACCUACUCAUCAGCCAAUGGGUACGACCCAUGAGUUUUCAAAAGAUGGGCGUUCCGGUGGGUAACCAAAGAUUAGGUAUUAUUUUGAYAAGACGGUAGCGUGACRGCUCUAACAUUGGAAAUACAUGUCCUCAAAAUGGAAGGCAGUCAGGACCAUCUCUAGCCAAUGAGCAACAUGGUCUGAGAGCAUGUCGGAUUAUUCUGUAGGGCAAGGAUGGUGUCUGUAUCCCAGUUACCUGGUGAGCCUCAUAGGAGGCUCCUUCCAUUGUUCCUGGGACAGAGGUACAGGAAUGUGUCCUUUGUAUUGGACACCUCAGAGGCCAUSAGCACUGCUCUGGGGUCAGUGAAGCGCCUGCUCAUCCAGACCCUGCUGAACAAGGCAUCCCUCAGAGACUCGCUCUUCAACAUCAUAGGCUUCUCAUACAAGGUAACCCGUUGGUCUGAGCACAUGGUGCCCUGUGCUCCAGACACUGUCUACGAGGCUCUAUCCUGGAUUCACUCCCUCAGCUCCAGCCCAGGUAGGGACCUCCUGGCUGCCCUGAGUACAGCCUUCAGCGACCCAGCCUGCCAUGCCGUCCACCUGGUCACCACCGGUCUCCCUGACCACCCAGAGGAACUCCUCCGGGCCCUGUCAACCAUGGCAGGGGAGAGGCCAGUCCAUGUGUUCCACCUGUCGCUAUCUAACCCCAGCAGCAGCAGCUCUCUGGARGGCAGGACUCAGGACUUCAUGCAGUGUCUGACUCACGCCACAAGAGGGAACUGUUAUGUUCUCCCUGUCGGGAUGGAUGGGGAAGUUGAGCAGGUGAUUCCAUUGUACACUGCUGAGAGCCAGCCCUCAGUGCCGACCUGUUCUCCAGUGAAGUCCUGCAGUCAGUCCCCUUCUGUUGUUCCACUGCAGCCUUUACUGCCCUUAUCUCCUCUCAGGUGUAUGCUUGGUAAUCCCUUCUGUCCAGUUAGUAGCUGUGUGUUGUCAGGGAGGGCCCUGUCCCUAUGCAGCACAGAGUUUCUCCCAGGCUGCCGUGUGUUGGCCAGGAGGGAGCUGGAUYGCCUUUACUACUUGGGCACUGUAACGCAGCUAGUCCAGGGUCGAAGAGGAGUGUACGUGGUUGAGUUUGACAGGCCGGGGACGAGGAGACCCGAAGGGGGAGACGGUCYCGCUAUGAGGAUGUCCCAGCAACAGCAGCUAGUCUGCUCUCCAGACAUGCUGAACCACACUCAGGCCCACACACACUGUCUGGUCCCUGGGGAUGCGGUGUUGUCCCCGUGGGAACCUGACCUGAGGAGAUACGGUCCGGGGAGAGUGGUCUCCGGAAUGGAGACACGAGAUUCAGUGACAGUAGAGAGUGGGAAGGGGCUCCAGGUGCUGCUGUGGAAUGGUAGGCUGAUGCAGGUGCCUGGGGAUCUAGCUGUGUGGAUCCCGGCUUCUCAGCAUGAACGGAUCGUCAGGGAGCUCCAGCGAAUUCCUCUGCCGCCAUGCUGCAAUGACAAUUUGCUCCACGUCCACAGCYCCAUGUGGCCUCCCUAUCUGUACUGCACUGGAACACAGUGCUGUCKAUCAGCAGGUGGACCAUGCCAUUGUCCAAUCAUGCAGCCAUGGUGGCCACUGAGAGUUCCGCCUACUCAUGUGCAUGGCCUGAGAGAGAGGGAGGGGCUAGAGAGGAAAAAGCGGCAAGACAGGGCAGAGCUAGAGAAGAAGGUGGACCUCCAGUUGGGUGAGCUCAAGGAAACUAAAGAGGUCGAACCUGAGACAUCAUCUUCGUCCUCUUCAUCCCUGUCGGGUGAUGAGGAAGCAGGGGCCAUAGGGGAAAAGUCUGUCAGCCCAUUGGCUAGCACAGAGCCCUCUCCCCUGGACAAGCUGGGGCCAGAACACGGCCGACCUGACUGGAGGUACUGGAGGAGAAGCCAUCCAGAGCCACAGCACAGACAACCAGAGAAAGUACCAAGGGGAAAAUUCCAGUCUAUGAAAAUCWGCUACCCUGACGUCGAGAUCAGUGGCUCACCCAAUCACAGCUCCAUGUUUCAGCCACUUCCUGGCUGUGAGAGGAGGGUGACCAUCAGGGAUGUGUUUGGCCUGACAGACUCCAAACCUCGUCCAAAAACGAGACUACAGUUAACCGCUGGCAACACGAUCACAGGUGUUUAUACAUGAUGGUUUUGACUAUUGAAGAUGAAUCUUGUGGGGUCUUAAAAAUACCCACACCAGUAGAAAUACARAUUUUCGAGCUGAAAGACAAUGGGCAGAGCUUACCCAUGAUGUUGCGCAACAGUGUAAGUCACUAAGWCAUAGUUUUAGUCAAAGUAUGAUAUAUUUGGGCUUGAAGUGCCAGAUCCAAACGUGUGAUUUCGGAUGUUUCCGUGAGUKUUACGUGUCUUUUCCUAUGGAGAUGACGUGCAAAUUACUUCCAGCCUACGUUUCAUUUCAGGGCUGYGUUUUAAUUAAACAUUACCACCCACCAGCAUGGCAAUAUCUAUUAAUCAGAAACACCUGCUGCAAAGUUUCCUAUUCACGACUUGUCUGAGAGCCAAACAGCUUUUCUUUGUAGCCUACACUUGGUUUUCCACUAGAUAAAGUCAAAAUUGUCUACAUCGUACAAAUUCAUGAAAACAAAAAUGAGCUUUUUGUUCUUUAAGGUUAUGG